Molecule: messenger RNA, 15514 nt
Organism: Cervus elaphus (red deer)
Lineage: Eukaryota; Metazoa; Chordata; Mammalia; Artiodactyla; Cervidae
Gene: KALRN
Product: kalirin RhoGEF kinase
Exons: 60
Coding region: 372-9335 (2987 amino acids)
Biological process (GO): axon guidance; intracellular signal transduction; protein phosphorylation
Cellular component (GO): cytoplasm; postsynaptic density
Molecular function (GO): protein kinase activity; protein binding; guanyl-nucleotide exchange factor activity
Source: RefSeq, a predicted model, not a curated record
AAAAUAAAGAGGAGAGCCGAGCAGGGCUGAACAAUAGAGACAGGCAGACGGGCGAGAAGGAGAGCCAGCUGCCGCUGCUGAGGGAGAGCGGGCGCCCAAGCAGCUCGGACCCCGGCCCGGGCAGACCGCAGGCGGCCAGCGCCCCUUGGGGAAGGCGGACCAUGGGGGAGCCAGCGGCAGGCGCCCCCAGCCCGCCGUGCGCCUCCGCCUGAGGGAGCCUCGGCGUCCUCUGCCCCAGCCCAGCCGCCCCGGCCGGCCGCCCUCGAAGCCCGGUGUCCGCAGCCCAGCGCCCUCCGCCCACAGGGCGCCAAGCAGCCCUCGGCCCCGGGCUUGGCCGCCCCCCGGCUGCCCGUGGACGCCCUUCCCCAGUCAUGAACCCCCCGGAGGGGGCAGCGGAGGAAGGAGGAGCCGCCGACUCGGACGUGGACGCCUUUUUCCGGACAGGCUCUUUUCGGAAUGAUGGUUUGAAAGCUUCUGAUGUCCUUCCCAUCCUAAAGGAAAAAGUGGCCUUCGUGUCUGGGGGCCGUGAUAAACGAGGUGGACCCAUCCUGACCUUCCCUGCUCGGAGCAAUCAUGACAGAAUAAGACAGGAAGACCUGCGGAAACUGGUGACCUAUCUGGCCAGCGUGCCAAGCGAGGACGUGUGCAAACGUGGCUUCACCGUCAUCAUCGACAUGCGGGGCUCCAAGUGGGACCUCAUCAAGCCCCUCCUCAAGACGCUGCAAGAAGCCUUUCCCGCUGAGAUCCAUGUGGCCCUCAUCAUCAAACCUGACAACUUCUGGCAGAAACAGAAGACCAACUUUGGCAGCUCCAAAUUCAUCUUUGAGACAAGCAUGGUGUCCGUGGAGGGCCUCACAAAGCUGGUGGACCCCUCCCAGCUGACGGAGGAGUUCGAUGGCUCCUUGGACUACAACCACGAGGAGUGGAUCGAGCUGCGGCUCUCCUUGGAGGAGUUCUUCAACAGUGCCGUACACCUGCUCUCACGCCUUGAAGACCUGCAGGAGAUGCUGGCCCGGAAGGAGUUCCCUGUGGAUGUGGAGGGCUCGAGGCGGCUAAUUGAUGAACACACACAGCUGAAGAAGAAGGUGCUGAAGGCCCCUGUGGAGGAGCUGGACCGGGAGGGGCAGCGGCUGCUACAGUGCAUCCGCUGCAGUGAUGGCUUCUCAGGGCGCAACUGCAUCCCAGGCAGUGCCGACUUCCAGAGCCUGGUGCCCAAGAUCACCAGCCUUCUGGACAAGCUGCACUCCACCCGGCAGCACCUGCACCAGAUGUGGCAUGUGCGCAAGCUCAAGCUAGACCAGUGCUUCCAGCUGCGGCUCUUCGAGCAGGAUGCUGAAAAGAUGUUCGACUGGAUAAGCCACAACAAGGAGUUAUUCCUCCAGAGCCAUACAGAGAUUGGAGUCAGCUACCAGCAUGCCCUAGACCUCCAAACACAGCACAAUCACUUUGCCAUGAACUCCAUGAAUGCCUAUGUCAACAUCAACCGCAUCAUGUCUGUGGCUUCCCGCCUCUCAGAGGCUGGCCACUACGCUUCACAGCAAAUCAAGCAGAUCUCCACGCAGCUAGACCAGGAAUGGAAGAGUUUCGCAGCUGCCCUGGAUGAACGCAGCACCAUCCUCGCCAUGUCUGCUGUGUUCCAUCAGAAGGCUGAGCAGUUCUUGUCGGGAGUGGAUGCCUGGUGCAAGAUGUGCAGCGAAGGUGGCCUGCCGUCUGAGAUGCAGGACCUGGAGCUGGCGAUUCACCACCACCAGUCUUUGUAUGAGCAGGUGACCCAGGCCUACACAGAGGUCAGCCAGGACGGCAAAGCACUGCUGGAUGUGCUGCAGCGGCCCCUGAGUCCCGGGAACUCCGAGUCCCUCACAGCCACAGCCAACUACUCCAAGGCGGUGCACCAGGUGCUGGAUGUGGUGCACGAGGUGCUGCACCACCAGCGGCGGCUUGAGAGCAUCUGGCAGCACCGCAAGGUGCGGCUCCACCAGCGCCUGCAGCUCUGCGUCUUCCAGCAGGAUGUCCAGCAGGUGUUAGAUUGGAUUGAAAACCACGGCGAGGCCUUUCUCAGCAAGCACACAGGGGUCGGGAAGUCUCUGCAUCGAGCUCGGGCCCUGCAGAAGAGGCACGAUGACUUUGAAGAGGUGGCUCAGAAUACAUACACCAAUGCGGACAAGCUCCUAGAAGCGGCAGAGCAGCUGGCUCAGACUGGGGAAUGUGACCCGGAGGAGAUCUACAAGGCAGCUAGACACCUGGAGGUGCGCAUCCAAGACUUCGUGCGCAGGGUGGAGCAGCGGAAGCUUCUGCUGGACAUGUCUGUCUCCUUCCAUACUCACACCAAAGAGCUAUGGACAUGGAUGGAAGACCUUCAGAAGGAGAUGCUGGAGGAUGUCUGUGCAGACUCUGUGGAUGCGGUCCAGGAACUGAUCAAGCAGUUCCAGCAGCAGCAGACCGCCACUCUGGAUGCCACACUUAAUGUCAUCAAGGAGGGCGAAGACCUUAUCCAGCAACUCAGGUCAGCGCCUCCCUCCCUGGGGGAGCCCAGCGAGGCCAGGGACUCAGCUGUGUCCAACAACAAGACGCCCCAUAGUAGCUCCAUCAGCCACAUAGAGUCAGUGCUGCAGCAGCUGGAUGACGCCCAGGUGCAAAUGGAGGAGCUGUUCCACGAACGCAAGAUCAAGCUGGACAUCUUCCUGCAGCUGCGCAUCUUUGAGCAGUACACCAUUGAGGUGACAGCAGAGCUCGACGCUUGGAAUGAGGAUUUGCUUCGGCAGAUGAAUGACUUCAACACGGAGGAUCUAACGCUGGCGGAACAACGGCUGCAGCGCCACACAGAGCGGAAGCUAGCCAUGAACAACAUGACCUUUGAGGUCAUCCAGCAGGGCCAGGAUCUGCACCAGUAUAUCAUGGAGGUCCAGGCCUCAGGGAUUGAGUUAAUCUGUGAAAAAGACAUUGAUCUGGCAGCCCAGGUACAAGAGCUAUUAGAGUUUCUCCAUGAGAAACAGCAUGAGUUGGAGCUCAACGCAGAGCAGACCCACAAGCGACUUGAGCAGUGCCUCCAACUGCGGCACCUCCAGGCCGAGGUCAAACAGGUCCUGGGAUGGAUCCGCAAUGGGGAGUCAAUGCUCAAUGCCAGCCUGGUCAAUGCCAGCUCUUUGUCUGAAGCAGAGCAGCUACAGCGGGAGCACGAGCAGUUCCAACUAGCCAUCGAGUCCCUCUUUCAUGCCACUUCCUUGCAGAAGACACACCAGAGUGCCCUGCAGGUUCAGCAGAAAGCUGAGGCACUGCUCCAGGCUGGCCACUAUGAUGCAGAUGCCAUCCGGGAAUGUGCUGAGAAGGUGGCCCUCCACUGGCAGCAACUCAUGCUCAAGAUGGAAGACCGACUGAAAUUGGUCAAUGCCUCAGUGGCCUUUUAUAAAACUUCUGAGCAGGUCUGUAGUGUCCUGGAGAGCUUAGAGCAAGAAUACCGAAGAGAUGAGGACUGGUGUGGUGGACGAGAUAAAUUGGGGCCAGCAACAGAGAUCGACCACGUCAUUCCACUCAUCAGUAAACAUCUGGAACAAAAGGAAGCCUUUCUUAAGGCCUGCACCCUGGCACGGCGGAAUGCUGAGGUCUUUCUCAAGUACAUCCACAGGAACAACGUCAGCAUGCCCAGUGCUGCCAGCCACACCCGAGGACCUGAACAGCAAGUGAAAGCCAUCCUGAGUGAGCUCUUACAGAGGGAGAACCGUGUCCUGCACUUCUGGACAUUGAAGAAGCGGCGGUUAGACCAGUGUCAGCAAUAUGUGGUGUUUGAGCGAAGCGCCAAGCAGGCACUAGACUGGAUCCAAGAAACAGGGGAAUAUUACCUCUCAACACAUACCUCCACCGGGGAGACCACAGAGGAGACUCAGGAACUGCUGAAAGAAUAUGGGGAGUUCAGGGUGCCUGCCAAGCAAACAAAGGAGAAGGUGAAGCUUCUGAUUCAGCUGGCUGAUAGCUUUGUGGAAAAAGGUCACAUUCAUGCCACAGAGAUCAGGAAAUGGGUGACCACAGUGGACAAGCAUUACAGAGACUUCUCAUUGAGGAUGGGAAAAUACCGGUACUCCCUGGAGAAAGCCCUAGGAGUCAACACAGAGGAUAACAAGGACCUGGAGCUGGACAUCAUCCCAGCAAGCCUUUCAGAUCGUGAGGUCAAGCUCCGGGAUGCCAACCAUGAGGUCAAUGAAGAGAAGCGGAAAUCAGCCCGGAAAAAAGAAUUCAUUAUGGCAGAAUUGCUCCAGACAGAGAAGGCUUAUGUGAGGGACUUACACGAGUGCUUAGAGACCUACCUGUGGGAAAUGACCAGUGGUGUGGAGGAGAUCCCCCCUGGGAUCCUUAAUAAGGAGCAUAUCAUCUUUGGCAACAUCCAGGAGAUCUACGAUUUUCAUAACAACAUCUUCCUCAAAGAACUGGAGAAGUAUGAGCAGCUGCCUGAGGAUGUGGGACACUGCUUUGUUACCUGGGCAGACAAAUUUCAGAUGUACGUCACCUACUGUAAAAACAAGCCUGAUUCCAACCAGCUGAUCCUGGAGCAUGCAGGCACCUUCUUUGAUGAGAUACAGCAGCGGCACGGUCUGGCCAACUCCAUUUCUUCCUACCUAAUUAAGCCCGUCCAGAGGAUUACCAAGUACCAGCUGCUCCUGAAGGAACUUUUAACUUGCUGUGAAGAAGGAAAAGGGGAGCUCAAGGAUGGCCUGGAGGUGAUGCUUAGUGUCCCAAAGAAAGCCAAUGACGCCAUGCACGUCAGCAUGCUGGAAGGGUUCGACGAGAACUUGGAUGUGCAGGGGGAGCUGAUUUUACAAGAUGCCUUUCAAGUGUGGGACCCCAAGUCGCUGAUCCGGAAGGGACGGGAGCGACACCUAUUCCUCUUUGAGAUCUCCUUGGUUUUCAGCAAGGAGAUCAAAGACUCUUCAGGACACACGAAAUAUGUUUACAAGAACAAGCUACUGACCUCAGAGCUGGGUGUGACCGAACACGUAGAGGGCGAUCCCUGCAAAUUCGCCUUGUGGUCUGGGCGCACCCCAUCCUCAGACAAUAAAACAGUGCUGAAAGCCUCCAACAUAGAAACCAAGCAGGAGUGGAUCAAGAACAUUCGAGAGGUGAUUCAAGAAAGGAUCAUUCACCUGAAAGGAGCUUUGAAGGAGCCAAUUCAGCUCCCCAAAACACCAGCCAAACAGAGGAACAAUAGUAAGAGGGAUGGAGUGGAGGAUGUUGACAGCCAGGGGGAUGGGAGCAGCCAGCCAGACACGAUCUCCAUUGCCUCUAGGACCUCCCAGAACACAGUGGACAGUGACAAGCUCUCUGGCGGCUGUGAGUUGACCGUGGUGCUCCAGGACUUCAACGCAGGCCACAGCAGCGAGCUGAGCAUCCAGGUGGGACAGACGGUGGAGCUGCUGGAGCGGCCGAGCGAGCGGCCAGGCUGGUGUCUGGUCCGAACCACGGAGCGGAGCCCCCCUCAGGAGGGGCUGGUCCCCAGCAGUGCCCUGUGCAUCUCCCACUCCCGAAGCAGCGUGGAGAUGGACUGCUUCUUCCCCCUGGUGAAAGAUGCGUACUCUCAUUCCUCAAGUGAAAACGGAGGCAAGUCCGAGUCAGUGGCCAACCUGCAGGCCCAACCAUCCCUGAACUCCAUCCACAGCUCCCCUGGGCCGAAGCGUUCCACCAACACCCUGAAGAAGUGGCUGACGAGUCCCGUGCGCCGGCUUAACAGUGGGAAAGCAGACGGAAACAUCAAGAAGCAGAAGAAAGUACGAGAUGGUCGGAAGAGCUUCGACCUGGGAUCUCCCAAGCCUGGGGAUGAGACGACCCCUCAGGGAGAUAGCGCUGAUGAGAGCAAGAAAGGUUGGGGUGAAGAUGAGGCAGAUGAAGAGUCACACACACCCCUCCCCCCGCCUAUGAAGAUCUUUGACAACGACCCCACGCAGGACGAAAUGUCCUCCUCUUUGCUAGCAGCCCGGCAGGCUUCCACCGAAGUACCUACUGCUGCAGACCUUGUCAGUGCAAUAGAACAGUUGGUCAAAAGCAAGCUGAGUCUGGAAGGAGGCUCUUACCGAGGGAGCUUGAAAGACCCCACAGGCUGCCUGAACGAAGGCAUGACCCCACCCACACCUCCCAGAAAUCUGGAAGAAGAACAGAAAGCCAAGGCUCUGAGAGGCAGGAUGUUUGUCCUGAAUGAACUGGUUCAGACAGAGAAAGACUAUGUCAAGGACCUGGGAAUUGUGGUGGAGGGCUUCAUGAAGAGAAUAGAAGAAAAGGGUGUCCCCGAGGACAUGCGAGGAAAGGAUAAAAUCGUGUUUGGAAAUAUUCACCAGAUUUAUGAUUGGCAUAAGGAUGUUUUCCUGGGUGAACUGGAAAAAUGUAUCCAGGAGCAAGACAGAUUGGCACAGCUCUUUAUUAAAUAUGAGCGGAAGCUGCACAUCUACGUGUGGUACUGCCAGAACAAGCCGCGCUCUGAGUACAUCGUCGCCGAGUACGAUGCCUACUUUGAAGAGGUGAAACAAGAGAUAAAUCAAAGGCUGACACUUAGCGACUUCCUUAUCAAGCCCAUUCAGAGAAUAACAAAAUAUCAACUGCUCCUCAAGGACUUCCUAAGAUACAGCGAGAAGGCUGGUUUGGAGUGUUCAGAUAUUGAGAAAGCAGUGGAGUUAAUGUGCCUUGUUCCAAAACGCUGCAAUGACAUGAUGAACCUGGGACGCCUGCAGGGCUUUGAGGGGACCCUGACUGCUCAGGGCAAGCUGCUGCAGCAGGACACAUUCUAUGUGAUUGAGCUGGAUGCUGGCAUGCAGUCACGGACCAAGGAGAGGCGUGUGUUCCUCUUUGAGCAAAUCGUCAUCUUCAGUGAACUGCUCAGGAAGGGAUCCCUCACCCCAGGCUACAUGUUCAAAAGGAGCAUCAAGAUGAAUUACUUGGUCCUGGAGGAGAAUGUAGACAAUGACCCCUGCAAGUUUGCGCUUUUGAACAGGGAGACUUCAGAGAGGGUCAUUCUGCAAGCCGCCAACGCUGACAUCCAGCAGGCCUGGGUGCAGGACAUCAACCAAGUCUUAGAAACACAGCGAGACUUCUUAAAUGCCCUGCAGUCACCCAUUGAGUAUCAGCGGAAAGAAAGGAGCACAGCCGUGAUGAGGUCCCAGCCUGCUAGGGUUCCCCAAGCCAGCCCGAGGCCCUACUCCUCCAUCCCCGUGGGCUCUGAGAAGCCCCCAAAGGGCUCCAGCUAUAACCCGCCUCUGCCACCCCUGAAGAUAUCUACCUCCAAUGGCAGUCCAGGGUUUGACUACCACCAGGCUGGGGACAAGUUUGAGGCCAGCAAGAGUGACCUGGGAGGAUGCAAUGGGGCCUCAUCCAUGGCCGUGAUCAAAGAUUACUAUGCACUGAAGGAGAAUGAAAUCUGUGUGAGCCAAGGUGAGGUUGUCCAGGUCCUCGCCAUCAACCAGCAGAACAUGUGCCUGGUGUACCAGCCCGCCAGCGACCACUCCCCCGCUGCUGAGGGCUGGGUCCCUGGCAGCAUCCUGGCGCCCCUCACCAAAGCCAUGGCAGCCACAGAAAAUAGUGACGGGAGCAUCAAGAAGUCAUGUUCAUGGCAUACUCUACGCAUGAGAAAGCGGGCAGAAGUGGAGAACACGGGUAAAAAUGAAGCCACAGGGCCUCGUAAACCCAAGGAUAUUCUGGGCAACAAAGUCUCUGUUAAAGAGACGAACAGUUCCGAGGAGUCAGAGUGUGAUGAUCUUGACCCUAAUACUAGCAUGGAGAUCUUAAAUCCAAAUUUCAUCCAAGAAGUGGCGCCAGAAUUCCUUGUGCCCUUAGUGGAUGUGACCUGCUUGCUUGGGGACACGGUGACACUGCAGUGCAAAGUCUGUGGACGGCCAAAGCCCACCAUCACUUGGAAGGGUCCAGAUCAGAACAUCCUUGACACUGACAACAGCUCAGCUACAUACAGCGUCUCCUCCUGUGAUUCUGGGGAAAUCACCCUGAAAAUCUGCAAUCUGAUGCCCCAAGACAGCGGUAUCUAUACCUGCAUAGCAGCAAACGACCAUGGUACUGCGUCAACAUCUGCUACUGUUAAAGUGCAAGGUGUUCCAGCGGCCCCUAACCGCCCCAUUGCCCAAGAGAGAAGCUGCACUUCCGUGAUCCUCCGCUGGCUGCCCCCAUCCAGCACGGGAAACUGCACCAUUUCUGGUUACACCGUGGAGUACAGAGAGGAAGGUUCCCAGGCCUGGCAGCAGUCAGUAGCGUCAACCUUGGACACCUACCUUGUCAUUGAAGACCUCAGUCCUGGGAGUCCUUAUCAGUUCAGAGUCAGUGCCAGUAACCCCUGGGGGAUCAGCCUUCCCAGCGAGCCUUCAGAAUUCGUACGACUUCCAGAAUACGACGCUGCUGCUGAUGGUGCCACCAUUUCUUGGAAGGAAAAUUUUGAUUCAGCUUAUACUGAGCUGAAUGAAAUUGGAAGAGGCCGGUUCUCCAUAGUAAAGAAGUGCAUUCACAAAGCUACUCGCAAAGAUGUCGCUGUGAAAUUUGUUAGCAAAAAAAUGAAGAAAAAAGAGCAGGCUGCCCACGAGGCUGCCCUGCUUCAGCACCUGCAGCACCCCCAAUACAUCACUCUCCAUGACACCUAUGAGUCCCCCACUUCCUACAUCCUCAUUUUAGAACUGAUGGACGAUGGCCGACUCUUAGACUACCUUAUGAAUCAUGAUGAGCUGAUGGAAGAAAAAGUAGCUUUCUACAUUCGAGACAUCAUGGAAGCCCUGCAGUACCUUCACAACUGCAGAGUUGCACAUUUGGACAUAAAGCCUGAAAACCUGCUCAUUGACCUACGGAUUCCAGUGCCUCGAGUGAAGCUCAUUGACUUGGAGGAUGCUGUCCAGAUCUCAGGUCACUUCCAUAUCCACCACCUGCUGGGGAACCCCGAGUUUGCUGCCCCAGAAGUGAUCCAGGGCAUCCCUGUAUCCCUGGGCACCGACAUCUGGAGCAUCGGGGUUUUGACAUAUGUCAUGCUGAGUGGGGUCUCCCCCUUCUUGGAUGAGAGCAAGGAGGAGACGUGUAUCAAUGUGUGCAGGGUGGACUUCAGCUUCCCCCAUGAGUACUUCUGCGGUGUGAGCAAUGCUGCCAGAGAUUUCAUCAAUGUGAUCCUACAGGAAGACUUUAGGAGGCGGCCCACGGCAGCCACCUGCCUGCAGCAUCCGUGGCUGCAGCCCCACAAUGGCAGCUACUCCAAGAUCCCCCUGGACACCUCCCGCUUGGCGUGCUUCAUUGAGCGUCGCAAGCAUCAGAAUGAUGUGCGCCCCAUUCCCAACGUCAAGAGCUACAUUGUCAAUCGGCUAAACCAAGGCACGUAGCCAUCCCCCAGCCCUCGUGGUUUCACAUGGAAGUGCAGUGUGAACCAAAGUUAGACUGAAUGUGUCUGUAAAUAAUUCUGUCCAUCAUUCACUCCAUGUGGUUCUCUGGAUUGAGAGAUGUACCUCUUAAACCUCCUCAGUGGUUUUUCAAAGUCUGAGCAGCAGUGAAAUCACUCUAAAUCCAGGGACUUUCCAGAAGGUUGUUCAGAAGAGAUACAGAUGUACAGAGUCAUGGAAAGUAUUCAGAAGAGAGGCAGAGAUAACAAGAAUAGCAGCUGUUAUGAAAUUUUAAUUGUGUUCCAAAAUGAGUGGUUAACUUGGCAAAAUAUGAGAUCACUGAAGAAAGUAUAAAGGUUCCUGCCUUUGCUGAAAUUUUAAGCAAGAAGUUCUAUUUAACAGAGAUGUCAUGUAUGUCAACUAUACUGGUUUAGAUUACUUACAUAUAGUUUCUUAAUAGGAUACAUGUACACAUACAGUAAAAAUAUAUCACAUUCAACUUUCAGAGUUUUAUAAUAUAGAGAUAUAUAUAAAAUCAAUCUUAAGUAAAUUUGAGUGCUCCAGUUAAGACAGUAACUUAUGUACCGAAGCAUUACAUUGUUUUGACUAAGCACAAUUAGAUGACAGUUGUUUUCUUUUUAGAGCAUUUUAUAAAUCUUGUAUAGAACUCUUUUACCAGAACCUGUGCAUUAAGAGAAAGCAAUGUUACCCUUUUGCAGUCUGUGAGUGAGAAGAUUUUUCUCUCGGUCACAGGUAUUUGACUAACCUAGGUUCUGUUUAUGAAAUGCUAUCCCCAGAUUCACUGGCAGCUCAGAGUUCAUCUGGCAGGAAAGCCUGCCAGGGAAUAAGUCCAAAUACAGAAUGACUUGUGGGGCUAUUUUUUAUGUCUACACUUGGUUUGAAAUAGGUAACGAAUAAAACAGGUUCAUACAAAAGUGCAAAUAGAAACCUUUCCUGCAGUUCCUGUGAACACGUAACAACACUUUCUGACGUCUUCUGCAGCUGUAGAUUGCAGUCCUCAGAAAGUUAGCCUGCUUUAUUUCUAACCCCUUAUAGAAAUGAAGGGGUGCUUACCAAAAGGAAGCAGCCAUGUAGGCCUUUCAAAGGCCUGGUCCCAAGUCCUUUUUGAAGCCAUGGUAUAAAAUCUGAUACGUCAUUCUAGCAGAGCAUUGAGUUUUAACUGCGAUGCAAUAUCUAUCACUGCUCAGCCACCAAUAUUUCCCUGGACUAAAAGGACUAAUUGCAUUUUGAGGCCGAUGCUUCUUUCUGGUAUGUAUUCUCCGUACAAGAUGGUUAUGAACUGCCUUUUUUUCCACUGGUGGAAAAAAAAUUAAACCUGGGCAUUUCAUGGUCUCUUUCUUUCUCCCUUUUUUUUGUUUUUUGGGAGAUUUUGUUUUUGUGUUUUUGUACAUGAUCCAUCCUUUGUUUCCUAGAAUGUGUUUUUAAAAUUACUCUUAUGCAAAUGCUAUUUUAAAAAAUAUAACUUAAGUGUCUGUUCAAAUCAGGUUUAAUGGCAUUGCUUCUCUCAUAAAAAGAUGAGAAAAUUAAAAUCAUGCAGCACAGAAGUGCAAGCAGAGAGUUUAUGAAGGAUAAAUAGAAUUACAAACCUAUCUUAAUGAAGAAGAAUGAUGGAAACUAAGCCUGAACUUUAAUAUAUAAAAAUACUUAUUCCCACAGUGGAAAUGUAGAAUUAAAAAUGCUCAUCAUUCUUUUCCAUUGACUUCAAAGUCAACUUCUUCAUCCAUGCUCCACCUCAUCCCAUCUAAGAUUAUAGACUAAUAAAUUAGUAGAAAGUACAAGCAAUAAGACUAUAUAGCACUUAUGUAUUUUCAGGAUUAACCAAAUAAGUGGAAACUGAUUCUGACUGUAUUUGUUUCCUAGUUUUCGAAUGGCCCUGGGCCACCAAGGCUACUUUCUCAGAGCUGUCUCUUGACUAACCCUUCGUAUUCUUCAUUUAAACCCAUAGUUCUAUACCAAUACUAUAUGAUAAAAUAUUUUGAAAUUUUAAACAAGUUUACUAAAAACUCUUUUAGUAAGCAUGUCUUUGUUAUAAGAUACAACAUAAAAGAAGAAAGCCUGGUCCCUCGGGCUCAUCAUGGGAUAGAUACAGGCACAGAGGAUUCCGAAUAUCUGUACGGUAUGGCUUGGCAAGUUAUGUUUCGUCCACUGUGGACGAUGACUAAAAAGCCCCCUGCUGAAUCUUUAUGAGUUUUUAUGACCAUGUAGGAGACAAGCUGAGUUUUUGCUUGAGAAGGACAAUGGUAUCCAGACUGCAAGGAGAGCAUUAAUGAAAUCAUGCUGUUGGGAGGGCAAGAAUGUUAGAGCCAAAGCAUUUAUAACAGCUUUCACAUCAGAGUUGGAAUGGUCCAGAUGGAAGGCUAGUAUGAUUUUGUUAACUGGAGCCAAAGUACAAUCAUUAGAAUAAAACGAAUUUAAUAGGGGCCCCAAGAGAAAGGGUAUAUAUUUUAUAUGGUUUGAUAACUAAAGAAAGCUAACAGGGAGACAUCGUAUCUGCAAAGCUCCUGGUCCUUCCCAAUGAGGAUAAAGUGAUUGCGUUCCUGAUUCAGGAAUUCUCUUUAGCAAGUUGGAAAUAACAAGGAAUCCCAGAAGAUGGGACUGGGAAAUAUACUCUAGUUGCUCUGUGGGCAACUGUGGUAAGGGAUGAAGGAUUAGGAACCACUUUCUUGUACCUAUUUUGGCAGAGGUAUUUAUUACUUUGUGGUAGAGAAGAGGGGAGAGAUGGGAAAAUAGUCCCCUUCUUAUUAUGGUAAUUUUUGCAAUUAAAACUUAACUAGGAAUCAGUAAGAAUGAACUUCCAGUUGAAAUGGGAAAAAUAAUAUUGGUUAAAGUCACAAGUUUCUUGCUUGGCUUAUAUCCAUUGUAUAGGGUUUUGGGUUUUUUUGUUUUAUAAGAGUGGGGUGCAGAAAGAAGGAAAAGAUCAGGGACAACCCACAAUAAUUUUUUAAAGGUAUAUAUAGUAAUUUACUACAUCUUUUACAUCGCUUUCAAAUUAAACAGAUUUAUAUCCACUUACAACUGAAUGUGAGAAAAUUUUUAAGAAAAAAAGUUGUAACGUUGGAGGUGUCCUUCAGGCCUCUCACAGCCAUAAACACUCUUGGGGGAACAGAGGAAGCAGAGGAAAAGCUGGCUGCAGCGCUUUGUGGCUCACAAGUCUUUAUAAAUAGUAGUGCCUUUCAGAGGGGAGGAUGGGAGAUAAAGAAGUUCAUUGUAUUUAGAUUGACUGAUAUUGCAGCAUUUUUUCUUUAAAAUAUCUUUUAAAUGAAACCAUCUGAACAUAGGGUGAGCCCAGGAAUUCUUGAGUUUCAACCUCAACUGUUCCUGAUUCGUCCUUUCUUACAGAAAGUCUUUGGUUUUUUUCUGCCCCAAAUAUCCCCAUUGUGAAAAUGGGAGUUGGGGGGAAGGAGGGAGGAAUUAAUCUCAUAGGAAUGUGGGGAAAAUACCUUAGUUGGGAUGUCUAGAAAAUACUUGGAUUUUUUUAAAAAGUGCUACACACUGCCAGUGCUAAGAAUUUAUUUGAUGGUAACUUUGAACAUUCCAAGAUUUCAAUAUUCAUGUCUUUAGAUACCAUUUACAGACUCAUGAGAUUAAAUCUGUAAAUUGAUUUUAAUUGGAAGUACUAGGUGCUCUUUGUCUGAAUGUUUUUUUAUCUUAGCCUGUAAUUUCAAUAAUUUAAAAGCUUAUUUACAGAAAAAGGUUAGGAGAGCUGAUGAAGUGUUUGUCAGUAAACUGUUUUCUCGAGUAUGUCUUAUGGCAGAAGCACAGAGUAAGAUGCCCUCCAAAGUAACCACGACUCUCUUCUCAAGCUUUAUAAAGAGAAAAGCCCAAACAGCCACUUUCCUCACUGGGAGGGCAGAAAGGAGAAUAAAAUAUUUUCUGAUAUCACAACUCAUUUCUUUAGAAUCUCACAGGUUUCUAUAAUAAGAGGCAAAUUAAAUGCACAGGUGUAGAAAUGAACUGUUAGUUUUUGGAGGGAAAACUUUGGAUCUCUUUCUUUUUUUUAGAUAAUUAGAUGUUCUGGAAGUAGCAUAUUUGUUUUUCCAUAGUCUCCAUGAUUUAGUGCUGGUGAGUCAGUUGUUACUUUUUUCUUGCCUUGUGGAAGAGCAUGGACAUUUAGAUUUGUGAGACUACAAAGGGGCAAAUAUAUUAUAAACUAGAUGCUGGUUAUUUCUGUAUAUUAAGUAAAACUUUGUCCCAUAAAUUUGAUAGAGGAGGAAAUAUUUCAAACGUAAGGGUCUUCAUAGUAGGGAAAAAGUGCAAACUCACCACAUCCUUGUUCAGUUUUGAGAAAUGUGGGGCUUAUUUAUUUCCCUCCUGUGUAGCAUCUCUGUGGAGUCUGGGUUAGGCAACCACAGCAUGUGAGCUUUCAGUGGGUUUAUUUGCAUUACAAUUUUCUUAACUAUUUAAAAUCUAGGGAUCAUUAGGAAAUGAAUAACUAAGGUUAGAAAAGAUAAGAUUUACCCAUUCUCUACUAAGAAAAGGGGAACUACUAUGUUAAUAUACAUUUUCUAAAAACUAAAAGGUUCUUUGUUUCAUUAAUUCUAGAGGGUUAAAAACAGCUGAAAUUUGUCCAUAGCAUUAGAUGUCUUUAAUGGAGAAUAUUAUUCAUGUGAGAAAUAUAAACAAAAAUAGUAGAACACAGGCCAUAUUUUCUGUGAAAGACAUUUCUCCCUCAUUUUCAAUACAUGUAGAAGUUAGAGGAGAGGAAAAAACAAUUACUCUAAGACAAAUUUUCAUCUUUAAGGGACAUUUAUGAAAAGAUUGAAAUUAAUACUCAUGGGCUAUUGUGUUUCCUGUUAGCCUAUUUGCUAGGAGAUUCUAAAUUGUGGUCAGAUUUUGUUUUUAUUCAGAUGAACAAGAUUAACUGCUUAUUCAGAUAACUUAUUUUGGAUAGUGAGGAUAGCUGAAGAAAUGGAAAAGAGUGCAAAUGAAUUUACUAGCUGAGGAAUAGCUAGUGUAAGAGUUACAUCAAUGCCUGACUUCCGUCAAGAAAUGAAGCCACAUCUUGGGAGUAUUAUGGGGACUGUUACUAUGAUCUCAAAGACUGUGGUUAUGAAUUUGAAGGUAACAAAACAUACAUCUUCUCUUACUAACUUAAGCCAUAUAUGUCAUCUCUAUGAUUGAUUUUUUUUUGACCCUGGUGCUUUUACUUCUGUUUCUGCCAAACUUUGGCCUACUCUAUGGGGAAGGUGAGUAAGUAAAACUAGUAGUUAGGACAAAUGUGAAGACUGUGAAAAAACUAAAUAUGUUCUUCAGAACGAGAUCCUAGUCAGAGAACAGUAGUGAUCAAAGUGCAAACUGUUGGAAAACAUGGAUAUAUGUACAUCUGUACAUGUAUAUAGUGUAUAAUAUGUAUGUAUAUGUUAUUGCUCAUAUGCAGAAAUCUAUCCAUUUGAAGACAGCCCAGGUGGAUCAGUUUUCUAGUAGAAAACCAUUUAGGGCCAUUCAAAACCAUUAGGGCUGAUGGGUAGAGUUAGUGUCUACUCAUUGGGCAUUUAUUUGCUGUCUUUUGACACUACAAAGCCAAAUGAACAAAGCUUGAAACAUAAUGGGACCAUCAUUUAAGUUAUUGUUUGCCUAGAAUCAGAAGAAUAUAUUUGAAUAUUUAACAGUUGGUUUGCAAAUUUUAUUGGCACCUCGGUUUUGAGUGAUUCCUCCCCACCAAGUCUUUUGAGAGUUUGGGGGUGGGCUUCUCUGGCCAUUCAGAUAAAGGGCCUUAUCCAUAAGUGGACAGGUUUCCCCAUAGGGACCAUUACACAUAUACAUAUAAGUACAUACUUCCAUCAGGCUUGUAACAAUUGAUUUAAAAUCACUCCACAGUAUUGAUAAAUAGCUCUAUAUUUUCAAGGUGCAGAAGAAUUCCACAGCCUUAAUUAUUUCAGUGUCUUGCUGGUCUGCCUUAAGUGUAUCUUCUGGGUUUUUGGUUGUCUCAUUAUUUUUAAAUUUUUCUGCAGUUGUUCAUUUUGUAUGCACACAAUGUCGUUUUGUAAAGGUAGGUUGUAAAUAUUUUAUUUGUAAGUCAAAAUCACUCAUGUGUAAUGUUGUAAAGUGAUGACUUGCUGUCUUGUUAUUAUCAUUACAGUAAAUGUUCUAAGUUAUGGAUGAAGCUUCAAAAUGUACAUCUCAAGUUAUGCAUUCCUAUAAAUAUACUAUAUUAAAGAUUA